CUCCGGAGUAUGUCGGAAAAGGACAAAAAUCAGAGAAAUUAUAGACCUUUAUCGUUAUCCAGUCUAUUCGUGUUCAUCCUUUUGAAUGGUGGUUUUAUCAAGAAGAACGAAAAAACGAUUUAAGCUUGUCUUGUGAUAAACGUACUUCAGCAUUAUUUGAACGCUCAUGAAAUGUAUCACAAUUUUCACCAAGAGGACAACAAUGGCGCCUUAUGUUUGCAUACAUUAUCUAUCUACAUUCAUCGUGUUUAUUGCCCCUUCGGUAACAGCUGUGCCGUUUUCAGAUAUCGGGGGGUAUUACUCUGUUCCGAAGUUGAACCCGGAGGCCUACGUAGUUGUCGGAGAUAUCAACAUAGGCUUCAUCACAAGCGUAUAUAAAUUUUCCAGUGACUCCAAUAAGUGUGACGACUUCGCUGCAGAUCUGAGGGCGAUGCAAAGGAUAGAGGCGAUAUCGUUCGCUGUGAAUAAGGUCAAUGCGGAUAACACAAUCCUGCCAAACGUCACCCUGGGGUUUGUCAUUCUAGACAGCUGUCAGUCUACCGUCACGUCCCUCGCCCAGGCCUUGUCGUUUUUCCCACGUACGUACGUCAGCUGUUACAAAGACACCUGCAGCUCAGCACCGUCUUCCUCGCCACCGUUGUCCGACCAGACAUUCGAUGACGCAAUCAGACACUAUGACGUCAUCGGCGUCAUUGGGCCGGGGAGUAGUUCGCAAGUCAUCCCCAUUUCCCAGCUGUACUCACCUAUCCAGCUUCCAAUACUGUCCUUUAGAGCCACAAGCGAUGAACUGAGCGACACGAGUUCUCACCCCUUUUUUGUGAGAGUGGUGCCGCCUGAUAAGUAUCAAGUGGACGCGAUGAUAAGUUUUAUCUAUGAUCGGAGAUGGUCGUACAUUUCUGUGGUCUAUAUAAGGGGAUCUUACGGAGAAACAGCGUUUAGCAAUAUAAAAGUAGCCACCGAAGAGAAAGGAAUGUGCAUUGCUACGUCUCACAAAGUCAGCACAAAUUGGGAUAUGCACCUCGUAGCUGAAGACCUUCUGAGGUACCCUCGCUCUCGUGUGGUCAUCUUAUUCAUUACCAGCUCCAUGGUGCUCCAGCUGUGCAAGGCAGUGCAGUCUCUAAACGCCGCAGGUCACUUUAUCUGGGUCGCGAGUGACGCGUGGGCGUCUGCAGCAGUGUCUUUGACCAGUGUCUUGGAAGAGAUUGCCGGGUCUCUAACUUUUUCUUACUUCUCCACCUCAGUUCCCGGAUUUCCCGAAUAUUUCCGGAACAUAGAUCCAAACAAUACCCGAAACCCGUGGAUGAAACGGGCUUACGAAAUGGCAGCGGGGUGUAAUGGUAACAGCUCGUGUGACUAUGGUCGAGAUUUUACUCGCUUUGACAGUUUUGUCCAUAUAGAAGAAGUUUCUAACAUCGCCGAUGCGGUUCUGGCUUAUGCUCAUGGCGCUCACAGCCUUCUCGCUGACCUUUGCCCCGGGACCACCGGAACAGCGGCCAGGAACUGUAUCACGGGAGAAAGAUAUCUCAGGUAUUUUCAUCGACAUUGUAAGGUUAUUCAAAAAGUCUACUGUAUAAAAUUCAACGCGGCAUUGUCAUGGUACCUCAAGAAUAUCUCCUUCACUGGCUACACGGGCCUUAUCCAUUUUGAUGAAAACGGAGAUCAAAUCGGAAGAUACGAAAUAAAACAAAUCCUGCCCGAACUGGUAAGCGACACAGUCGGCAACGAAAACUCCUCAAACAGAAAUUUCACUGGAAAACUGCGAGAAGUUCCAGUAGGAAUCUACAACAUACGAAAAAGGGAGAUUAUGUAUUCGGAGGGCAUAGCGCUCUCAUGGGAGUACUUUGCUGUCAAGGAUCGCAUCAGAUCUUUGCACCAGGAAAACUCUCCUGAAAUGCCCGAGUCAGUGUGCAGCCGCCUGUGUGAUCUAGGGGAGUUUAAAAUCCAGAAAGAGCUCGAGUGCUGCUGGGAGUGCAGAAGAUGCCGAGAGAACGAGAAGCUCAUCAACGAUCUUACAGAAUGCCAAGAAUGCCCACAGUUCACCUGGCCUGACCCAUCAAUGAAUAUGACUACCUGCAUUGCAAUCCCUCUGACAUUCCCACGACCAGAUGACACCUUAAACCUUAUCUUCAUAAUUUUGGGCGUGAUGGCUAGUAUCUGUACAAUCCUUGCAAUAGGAGCGUAUGUUUACCUUCGAGACGUACGCGUUGUCAAGGCAGCUAGUCGUGAACUCAGCUUCCUUCAGCUCCUCGCCAUAUUGGUUGGCUACGUCACUGUCAUCAUCUUCCAAAGCACGCCCACAGACAGUACCUGCAGCGCCCUCUAUUUCCUGUUCUGUCUGAGCUUUACGUGGCUUUACUCCCCUUUACUGGUGAAGGCCGUGAGAAUCUAUAGGAUAUUCCAGAGCAGCACUAAGUACAAUAGAAGACCUCGUUUUGUUAGUCCCAAGUCACAGCUCAUCAUGUCAGCUUUACUGAUUGCCGUGCAGGUAAGUUUGGAAAUGUCGUGCUAUGCUGGGUCACUUAGAAAAAAAUAA
Molecule: messenger RNA, 2533 nt
Organism: Aplysia californica (California sea hare)
Lineage: Eukaryota; Metazoa; Mollusca; Gastropoda; Aplysiida; Aplysiidae
Product: metabotropic glutamate receptor 6-like
Exons: 3
Coding region: 167-2533 (788 amino acids)
Biological process (GO): G protein-coupled glutamate receptor signaling pathway; regulation of synaptic transmission, glutamatergic
Cellular component (GO): membrane
Molecular function (GO): adenylate cyclase inhibiting G protein-coupled glutamate receptor activity
Source: RefSeq, a predicted model, not a curated record